AUGGAUAGGGACCAGGCCACGUCCGCGUCUGCACCUGCCAACCAAAAGGCUCCUGCGAAUUCGAAUCAGCAAGAUGACGGGAGGGAUGACGCGGAUCGAAAGAGGAAUAACAUCCGCAAAAGAACAAAGACUGGAUGCUUGACAUGCCGCAAGCGCAGGAUAAAAUGUGACGAAGGAAGACCGAUAUGCAACAACUGCAUCAAAUCCAAGAGACAAUGCGAGGGUUAUAACCAGCGAGUCAUCUUCAAACACCCAAUGGGCGCAAUACAGGGAGGCCCCUAUGGCCCUGCUUACUAUCCCCACGGGUCUGCGCAUCUUGUUGGUAACUUACAGCCAAAACCACCCUCGCAAGGUCUCUUGCCUACAAUUGCUCCCAAACCGCCUUCAUUUGACUAUAACGGACACCAACCAGCACCUUAUGGGCACUACGCUCACGGGCAAGGGGCUGCACAGACAUCUCCAAACCCAUACGACUUCAACUCUUCGGCGGCUGCCCAUCCAUAUGGCCAAGCUAACGGAAUGGUGGCCCCUGAGCCCCCAAUGGCAUACAACAGGGCACAACAGGACCCUCGAGACCAGUACGGUAUGCUCCCUGGGCAAUAUGGCCCACCAUAUGCAAUUGAUGGCCAGGCGGACCCCUUGGCUGCCAAGAAGGGAAGCGUGGAUAUGGGCAGAACCGAAUCCGAUCCGAGUAUCGAUUACGAAGACAUCGAUAUACCAGAGGAUGAUGCCUCAAUGGGCGAAUCGGAUGAUGACACACAGGAUCCUCGACAGGUUCUCGGACCUGUGAUGAAGCAAUUCAAUGGAACAUGGGACACGAACGGCACGAGAGUUAGGACCUUUUCGACGUUCGCUCAGUGUAACAUUCUGUCUGAUUACACAGCCACAGCCAGAAUAACGGAACUCAAGGACCCUGCAAUGCUGCAGAUUUUCAUGCACUUCAUCCAAGUCACGGGCCCGAGUAUGUCACUAUAUGAGAGACAUCCUUUUGAUCACACCGGCGAGAACUCGUUCGAUCCUACCCCUAAAGGCGCUAACAACCUGUGGAGUUACACCUUCCCCGUCAUAUCCCUGAACCAUCCCGCACUGCUUCACUCCAUGCUUGCCUUGGGUGCUUUGCAGAUAGCCAAGUUACAAAACAUACCAGCCACAGCCGCGAUGAAACACUACCACCUGGCGAUCCGAAGGAUAGCCAGAAAUGUAAACACACCCUUGAGACGAACACAGCCUGCGACAAUCGCUGCGACGCUAUUACUGUCAUACUUUGAGGUUUGGUCAUCAGACCAUACAAAGUGGUGCAAUCAUCUGCUAGGAGCGCGGAUCUUAUUCAGCGAAAUACCUCUCAGAAAUAUGUCGAAGAAAUUCCUCCCAGUUAAGCGUUUUAAGCAGGCGGAAAAGGAUGCACAAAACCAAAAUCAAAUGGACAGCUUCUUCCCCGGUCUAAGCAUACCAUCUCAGAGUGAACUCAACGAUCACGACUACGAUCUAUUACAAGCAAUUUCAGGCCAGAACAUCACAGCAGAGGACUAUGGGCUCGGGGAAAACCAAGGUAUUGAUCUAUCGGAUUCAGUAACCGACAGAGACAUCGAGCAUUACGAGAACGUACGAGAUCUAUUCUGGUGGUACUGCAAGAUGGACGUGUACCAAAGCAUACUGGCUGGUACUAGGUUAUUCAUGAAAUACGAGUCUUGGUCUCAGUGUCCACCUCGAGCACCAAUAUCGAAACUUGAAGCAAUAUAUGGAUCAUAUGACCACUUGAUGCUACUGCUUGGCAGACUCGCAGAUUUCUCCUCCAAAGACAUUGCGCGAAAGAAACGAGCGAGCCAAGCUAGAGGCCCGCCCCCAGGAGGCCCAGGAAGCUCACCACCGCCGUUCAAUGGUAUAGUUCCCACCGAUGGGAACUUCCAGGUCCCAAGAGGUUUCACACCACCAAAAGAGUCAUCGCCCCAAAGCGACUCUUCAGAAGAUACAGACUUGGAUGAAAGUUAUCGUGUCGCUUUGGAUGAAUGGGAGUCUAUCAAGCGAGGAUUCGAAGCAUAUGAAAGCAAACUGGGACCAGAGUUCCAACCACUCAAGCCUGAAUUCUCAGACAAGCGAGACUCGCCAUUUGGUAUGACCAUGCAAUAUCGAACGUUCUCUGUAGCAGGAAUCUGGAUGAACUUUUACAUGGGCAUGAUCAACCUUGUUCGCUGCCACCCCUCUAUGCCUCCUGCGGCGAUGCAGGCGGCUGGCAUGGCAGCAUCUCAGACGGGCCCCUAUUCAAACAAGCUGGGACGAAUAGCAGCUGGUUUGUCCGACGACGUUUCGCAGGCGACAGAAAUUACCACCCUUGUCAGUGCUGCAUUUAUUGAGAGCUGCUUCUGCCUCUUUGUGGCAGCGAUAGAGUAUCGAGAUGAGAAACAGCGCCAUUGGGUGAUACGCCACUUGCGCGACAUCACUCGGUUGACUGGAUGGCAAUCAGCAGAACGCAUCGCUACGGGAUGCGAGUCUUCUUGGAUGAAGGCAGCGCAGCUUGGCCGUGGACCUCCUUACAUUCGCGCCCCAGAAACCGAACCAGUGCCUGUCGCAAGAUGGCAGGCCCCGCGCCAAAUCGACCGCUUCAUCCAAGAAGUUGAGACUGGUGAAAUCCGACGCCAAAUUCAUGUACCCAAGACCGAGCGAGCUCAGUUUGCACUGGGUCUACUGAGUGUCGAAAGAGAUUUUGAGGCUCUCGACCUCAAAGAUGAUGAUUGA
This is a messenger RNA of Fusarium pseudograminearum CS3096, 2733 nucleotides long. RefSeq lists its product as uncharacterized. Gene Ontology annotation, cellular component: nucleus. Gene Ontology annotation, biological process: positive regulation of transcription by RNA polymerase II. The transcript is spliced from 6 exons. The record is from RefSeq and is a predicted model, not a curated record. Lineage: Eukaryota; Fungi; Ascomycota; Sordariomycetes; Hypocreales; Nectriaceae. The coding region runs from base 1 to 2733 and encodes 910 amino acids. Gene Ontology annotation, molecular function: transcription cis-regulatory region binding; zinc ion binding; DNA-binding transcription factor activity, RNA polymerase II-specific.